AUGGACAUACCGAAGUUACGCACAAGAAAACGAUAUAAAAAAGGAUUGUCUGACAUAAUAAAUCCUGUUGAUACAAAUGUCAUAGAGAAUUUUUCUCCUCAAGAAUAUAGUUUAAGUUUUACUAAUUCUGAGGCUGAUGAAACGAGUAAAGAAAUGAAUAAAGAAGUCGAUGAAGAAGUCGAUGAAGAAAUUAAUGAAAAUACUGAUGAUGAAACCAAUGAAAAUACUGAUAAAGAAACCAAUGAAAAUACUGAUGAAAAAACUGAUGAAGAAGCUGAAGCAGAAGUAUUGGCAGACGAGGAGCUGGAACAAACUGAUAAUUAUUUUCAAGAAUUUACUCAUAAACUAUUGGUUGUUGAUGCAGAAGAAGGUCAAAUAAAUGACGAUGUUUUAGAAGAAGAGUCAUCAGAAUUUGAAGGUUUUGACGGAGAUGCAUAUGAAGAUCUUUCUAAAAUCCUUAAACAUCCCAAAUUUCUCAAAGAAGAAGUCAUUACAAACAUUCGACGUUUCCGUAAAUGGAGAUAUAAACUACCUCUUCUUCAAGUUAGACAGCAUGAUGUACCUAUUUGUGAAAAAAAAGUGCCAUCUACACUUUUAUCUACUAAAAAGGCAUUUGUUAUAUCCCCCUUGGUGCAUUUGGAACAUGUGCUCAAUAACCCAACACUUAUGCCCAAGAUGUAUUUUGGUCACGGCGUAGUUGAAGAAGAAAAGAGUGAAUUCUGGCACGGGGAUCUCUGGCAGGAAUCUCCGCUUUUUGGAGAACAUCAAAUAAAAUGUAAGGAUGGAGGUUAG
This is a messenger RNA of Dentiscutata heterogama, 792 nucleotides long. The record is from the annotation of a GenBank genome assembly. NCBI's taxonomy places the organism in Eukaryota, Fungi, Glomeromycota, Glomeromycetes, Diversisporales, Gigasporaceae.